Molecule: messenger RNA, 662 nt
Organism: Tauraco erythrolophus (red-crested turaco)
Lineage: Eukaryota; Metazoa; Chordata; Aves; Musophagiformes; Musophagidae
Source: RefSeq, a predicted model, not a curated record
AUGCUGCCAGGAGUUGCAGUGCCAUCUUCUGGCUUUCCUCAAGUAGAGCGGGGCACGCUCUGUGCUGUCACCCUCUUUGGGACCAGAGCUCCAGUAGCAGUUGCAGUUGCCACUAUGUCCACUGCGGAGAUGCUGGCUGCUGGAAUGAAGGGGAAGGGCUUUGCUGUGUUGCAUACUUACAUGGAUCAUCUCUGGGAAUAUGGUGACAAAUCUUAUCCUCCUACCUUAGCUCCCUUGGUGACAGAUUCUGCUGAAAAGGAGAGUGCUGAGGAUGAGGAAGAAACAGAGGGGAAAGAGCCUGUCAUCAGCUUCUCCACUGACCCAUUGAGCACGCAGCACAUGGACGUUGGUGAUUUGAGCCUGAAGGAGCGAGGCGGUUGUGCAGUACUGACGGGAACGGAGGAACUCCAUGAGAACAGAGCUGCAGACACAGCUGAAGGUGCCAACACAGAGGUUCAGCAAAAACACAAUAGGACUCCACAAGAGCAAAUGGAUGCAUCAUUUAAUCAGUGCUUUUUUCAUGCCUUAAAAUGCAAAGUAAAGAAGUCGGAUCUCCCUCUGCUUACCAGCACGUUUCUACGCAGCCAUAUGUUCUCAUGCUGCCCUGCUGGACAGCAACUGGACAUAAAGAAAUCAAGCUAUAAGAAGUUCUCUAAAUUCCU